GCAGUUUUGUCCCUCCCCACUGGAGAUCCCCCCCCCGGGACCCCGUCUGGGGGGAGGGGAGCGGUUACUCCUAAGGACGCCAGCCCCAUUUCUUGUCUGGUUUGCAAGUGACACUUGGUGCUUUGGGUGUCUCCUCCGCGGGUCUGGUGGAGCAGGGGGCGGGAUAGGGCAGAGGAGGACGCUGCGGGAUUAUUUCCUGUCCUGUUUCUAGGCUUUAUUACAAAGAGGACUUUCAGUAGGGUAUUUGUAGCGUUUCUGGCUUCUUUUUGCCUAUUUUUUACCUGUCCGGCGAGUUCUCCGUAACGGUGUGGUUUGUUCUAGUGAGCAAUGGUUUGCCUAUGACCCCCCCGGGGUGAAGGCUGGCUAGAGGACUCUUGUAUGGGGUAGCUUGCGAAUUAUCCACUAAAAAAGUAAAGAUGCCUCUGAGGAACCGGUAGCAACUGAGGGUGCCUGGUUUUGUCUAAAGAUCUAGCUGUAUCUUCUGGUGGGGAAUGCCUGGAGCUCACUGUUAACAUGCUUGUUAAAUAUGUUUAAUCUUAAGGUUGUGCUGCAGGCUGACGAAAGCCAAGUCAUUCAGAGGAACACUUGUGCUGGAAUUAAUUGAGGUACAGACUGUUCCUGUGAUUUCUUCUAUGCCCUGUGCUGCUGUAAUCUCCUUGGCUUGGAGUCUGAACCCUUCUGUCUUGCCUGUCACCUCUGCUUUGGGCCUGCACUCAGGAGUUAUUCUUCUCUUCCUGAUGUUUUGUUUGGUGCUGGGAUUGCGACUUGGAAGCUGAGCAGAAAUGAGCUUGGGCCUGCAAUGGAAAGGUGGUGAUGAGAACACAAAUAGGUUCGUAACAGACAGGCAAGAGAAGUGAUGUGCAGAAGGUGGACCAGACGAUGAUUCACAAUCUAUAUUCCCUCCUCUUCUCCACUUUUGAGAGUGCUUCUCAUUCUGGCACUCUUGUUAAAUUGUCAUCCUCUUCUGUGUCCCACCAAGGGACCAGCUAGAUUGAAAGGCUGCACUAAUUUGCUUAUGUUUAUGUAUAUAGUGCAGUCUGUAACGGCUUUGUUUAUGUGGGUAUUACCUAGCAGUUUCCAUGCUGCAUCCGACUAUAGUCCACGUCUCUGCCAAGUGCUUAUCUAUGAAACCGCACAACAGCCAACUACAGAAUAAACUUGCCUACAGGGGAAGAUUUUUUUUUCUUCUCCCUGGGUAAUCAGUGGUUGCCUUAUACCCUGAAACAUGAGUCUCUUCUUAAAUUCUUACUCUAGCUAGUGUAACUGCAGAUAUUCUUUUAGUAGAAAUCGCUCUAAAUUAAUGCUGGGGAUGGAGUGGAAUAUGUGGGACUGGAAGAGGAGUUUUCCCUGUGAAGUCGCCAGCCCUAAGAAGUUUGGUGGCUUUCCUGAAUUAAAUAUUAACUGUUAAAUAUAGCGUCGUAAGGCAAAUUGGUUAGUGAAGCAUUCUAUUGAUAUUGGAGUGUCCUGUUGAGUAUCAAAACAGUGCAACUCUGGGUGAAGUUUUGGGUUGAUUUUUGACGCUUGUCCCUGACGUCUGAGAUGUUUCCAGCAAUGAAUGGGAGCCAUCAAUUGCUGCUGAAUCCAAAGUCACCUCUUAAUGAGAAAAUAAUAUGAAGAUGAAGCUUUUGAGUGGGGCCUGGGAUAUGGUCCAGUAGGAAUAUUGCUACCCGUAGAAUUCUUGCCAGGGGAUUGUCUAUUCCUGGGCCUUGCUGUUAUCCACCAUCCUUCUCUUGUAUCUGCUUUUGGCUCAGGCUUCGUACUAGAAGGUGUUUGGUGCGUUUUCUUAGUCCCCUGUGUUAUGCAUCUGGAAGGAUUACAACUCCUGUUGCUGCUUGAUUGUAAGAGUUGCUCCUUGGCGAGUGUUCCCCUCCUCUUCAAGCGUGCGAGCGUUGGCUGAGCAUGGACAAGAGCCUCCGGUUGUCUUCAAGACACAUUUUUGCUUCCGGUUUCUGUUGAGUUUGUCCAAAAACCUCUUGAGAAAUGGUCUAACAGAGCCGCCUGGCAUCUGAGGUCCACAGCCUGGGCUGGAUUCUUCACCCCCAGUUCAGGCCAGCCGCUUGGGCUCAGUAUCUCGACAGAGUCGGUUCCCUCGACUGGGAAGCUGAAGCUGUGUCUGCUAAAACCCCAUUUCUUUUUCCCAAGCAUGUCAGAAAGCUGGCAGCAGCCCCCACCACAGCAACCGCCAGCCCAGCAACAACACCACACGGGGGCAGCAGCCCUCUCCGAGCACGCCAUCCCGUCGAGCACCGCCGAGAACCCUUUGGGUUGCGCCGUCUACGGCAUCCUGCUCCAGCCGGACCCCAGCCUGCAGCACCACCAGCACCCCCCAGUCCAGGCGGGAGAGCCGUCCCACAAAUGCGGGGUGUGCGGCCACGACCUCACUCACCUGUCCAGCCCACACGAGCACCAGUGUCUGCCAGGGCAUGACCGCUCCUUCCAGUGCACCCAGUGCCUGAAGAUCUUCCACCAGGCCACUGAUCUCCUGGAGCACCAGUGCAUCCAGGUGGAACAGAAGCCCUUUGUGUGUGGGGUCUGCAAGAUGGGCUUCUCCCUGCUCACCUCCCUGGCCCAGCACCACAACGUCCACAACGGCAGCGCCAUGAAGUGCUCCAUCUGUGAGAAGACCUACAAGCCGCCCGAGGCAGAGCCCUCCCAGGCCCCCGACCCCACGGAGAAGCCCUACAGCUGCUCCAUUUGCCAGAAGACCUUCAAGCACCUCUCGGAGCUCUCCCGGCACGAGCGCAUCCACACCGGCGAGAAGCCGUACAAGUGCACCCUGUGCGACAAGAGCUUCAGCCAGUCCUCGCACCUGGUGCACCACAAGCGGACGCACAGCUCGGAGCGGCCGUACAAGUGCACGGUGUGUGAGAAGACCUUCAAGCACCGCUCGCACCUGGUGCGCCACAUGUACGCCCACUCGGGCGAGCACCUCUUCAAGUGCAGCGUCUGCGAGCUGCACUUCAAGGAGUCGUCGGAGCUGCUGCAGCACCCGUGCACGCCCAGCGGGGAGCGCCCCUUCCGCUGUGGCGCGUGCCACAAGGCCUUCAAGCGCCCCUCGGACCUGCGGCAGCACGAGCGCACGCACAGCGAGGAGCGCCCCUUCAAGUGCGACCUCUGCCAGAUGAGCUUCAAGCAGCAGUACGCCCUCAUGCGCCACCGCCGCACCCACAAGGCGCCGGAGCCCUUCAAGUGCAACUUGUGUGAGAAGGGCUUUGUGCAGCCUUCGCACCUGGUCUAUCACCAGCAUGUGCACGGCAUCGAGAACCUCUUCAAGUGCAACGUCUGCCAGAAGGGCUUCAACCAGUCCUCGGAGCUGCUGCGGCACAAGUGCCUCUCGCAUUGCGCCGAGAAGCCGCUCAAAUGCACCGUGUGCAACAAGGCCUACAAGAGGGCCUCCGCCCUGCAGAAGCACCAGCUCUCGCAUUGCGCCGAGAAGCCGCUCAAGUGCACGCUGUGCGAGAGACGCUUCUUCUCCUCCUCAGAGUUUGUGCAGCACCGCUGCGACCCGGCGCGCGAGAAACCCCUCAAGUGCCCGGACUGCGAGAAGCGCUUCAAGUACGCCUCCGACCUGCAGCGGCACCGGCGCGUGCACACGGGCGAGAAGCCGUACAAGUGCCCCUCGUGCGAGAAGGCCUUCAAGCAGCGCGAGCACCUCAACAAGCACCACAGCGUGCACGCCCGGGAGCAGCAGUACAAGUGCAUGUGGUGCGGGGAGCGGUUCCUGGACUUGGGCCUGCUGCAGGAGCACAGCGUCCAGCACACGGCCGAGGGAGCGUACCAGGUGGCUGCCUGCUUGCCGUGAGCCUCCGCCGCGGGCUUCAGCUUGCCUGCAAACUUCCUGGAGCAGCCCUCUCCCCUCUCCCGAUCAGACAGGAUUCACGCCCACAGGUGGGAGCAGAGCCGUGCGUCUGCUUGGCGGAGAU
Molecule: messenger RNA, 3923 nt
Organism: Pelodiscus sinensis (Chinese soft-shelled turtle)
Lineage: Eukaryota; Metazoa; Chordata; Testudines; Trionychidae
Source: RefSeq, a predicted model, not a curated record